AUUUGCAGAUUAGAGAAGUAAUGUCUCAUUACUGGAUCGGCGAUGACAGUCAACAGAACAACUGGUACAGUAGUGAGGCAAGUUCCGGUUGGGGGCGGUAUGAUAAUAGCCAGCAGCAACCAUCGAUCCCUCAAGGUUCAACCUAUUAUGAACAAUAUCAACAGCAACAGGCACAGAAUACAAACCUGUAUAGUGGUCAGUACUUCAUCCCGUCUCAGCCGCAAGCUCUGCCUACUGAUGAUUUCAAGAACGAACCACCACUCUUGGAAGAGCUUGGCAUCAAUUUUAGCCACAUCAGACAAAAAACAUUUGCCGUACUGAAUCCCGUUGGCUCUGUGGCACCCGAUGUGAUUGCUGAUCAAGACUUAGCUGGUCCGCUUGUAUUUUGUCUUUUAUUUGGUGCUGCCUUGUUGCUUCACGGAAAGAUUCAGUUUGGAUAUAUUUAUGGAAUCGGUGCUCUGGGAUGUGUCGGAAUAUACGCUUUGCUAAAUUUAAUGGCUACUGAUAAUUCGAUUUCAUUCACCUGUACUGCUAGUGUUCUUGGAUACUGUUUAUUACCAAUGGCUAUUUUAAGUAUGAUAGCUGCAAUCUUCUCUUUUCAGGGUGUGUUGGGUUACUUGAUUGCAAGUGCGGCUGUAAUAUGGUGCAGUAUUGCUUCAUCUAAACUGUUUAUUACGACAUUAUCUUUGGAUGGACAGCGAUUGCUCGUCGCAUACCCAUGUGCCUUGUUAUAUUGUGUUUUUGCCCUUCUUGCUAUCUUUUAAGGUGUAUUGAUUUGUUGGGAUUCGUACGAAUUAUCAGAAGUGUUCUGUUUCUCUCGUUCGAUAUUGCAGUAAUAUCGUUCUCGUUUUUUUGUAUCGUGUGAUGUCGCAACAUCAAUCAUUAGUCGAAGAAUAUAAAGUAAAUGCAUUCUUCCCGAUCUAUGGCAAGAUAUUAGCAUAUUAUUUAGGUUCUACCAGUCGACCUUAAAAUAAUAUUCCAAUCUUAUUUCCAGCUCAAAAAAAAUAUGUAUGAAUGACAAAAAGAUGAUAUCCUUCUUUCUAUGUACAUGCAUACUUUUUUUCUGCCACUGGAUAUUGUUAAUUGCUCUACAGCAGCAGUAUGUCACUCUAUGUAAUCAUUGAAUAAACGAUCUUUGCG
Messenger RNA from Loa loa (African eye worm), 1140 nucleotides. Its product is annotated as Yip1 domain-containing protein. The transcript has 6 exons. The record is from RefSeq and is a predicted model, not a curated record. The coding region runs from base 21 to 764 and encodes 247 amino acids. Gene Ontology annotation, biological process: endoplasmic reticulum to Golgi vesicle-mediated transport; vesicle fusion with Golgi apparatus. Gene Ontology annotation, cellular component: membrane; trans-Golgi network. Lineage: Eukaryota; Metazoa; Nematoda; Chromadorea; Rhabditida; Onchocercidae.